Lampris incognitus (smalleye Pacific opah) is the source of this 5286-nucleotide messenger RNA. It is a transcript of the gene fam110d, whose product is annotated as family with sequence similarity 110 member D. The transcript has a single exon. The record is from RefSeq and is a predicted model, not a curated record. Bases 728 to 2080 code for a protein of 450 amino acids. NCBI's taxonomy places the organism in Eukaryota, Metazoa, Chordata, Actinopteri, Lampriformes, Lampridae.
GACAAGGACAAGAUCUCCACCUUCCCUUCUGUCCAUCAAUGUAUCAAGUGCCUUGGUGCCAGCCACACUCAGGUCACCUCAAACACGAUGGGUGCCGGACAAUAAGACUCUCGACUUGGCGUCCCUCUGGCGGCCUGCACUAAGCAAAUAUUUGAGGCCAUUAUAUCUCAUUUCCCAAGGCAGACGUUGCUGAAAAAUCAACAGAAUAGGGUGGUGUUGGGGGAGAGAGAGAAAAGAAGAAAAGGGAGGGAGGAGGAAGAAGUAACCUUUUCAACGUGCAGCCUGCUAUUUUUGCUGCGCUGUGGGCAGGCAGCAUCUCAUUUUGGAGUGCUCUUGGCUGACGGAAAAAGGAUUUCCCUGUGCCCUGCCCCUCUGUCCAGAUGCCUAAGUAAACACUGGAUUGAGAUAGCAAUGUGUCUGGGCUCUGACACUGCCCAACAAAGAGAACAUAAGCUAUCUAUAGAAAACUUUACAGUAAAUUCUGCCCCUGUGGUCUUUGGAAUCUCUACCUACCUAUUACCUCUCCAGGGAGAAUCGAGAGCUGUGAGAAAAAAAUGGAAGCCACUCCAUUUUAUUUCUAGUUAAAAACUCACUCAAAAGCUGCCGCUUGUUUUGAGAAAACUUAAAGGACCAACACCAGACCCCAGGAGGGCGCCUUUCGUUGAAGGAGCUAGCUCAAAUUUGAAGGCUGCAGUUUUGAUGUCUUUGCCCAACCAGGUGAAGCAAUAUGAAGCCUCUGACACCCAUCGGAUCCCCCUCUCCUCUGAGGCUCCUCAACAAGGGUCCAGAUUACCUUCGCAGGCAGAUAGAUGGAGGUGGCCACGGUCGCGCAACAAGCGCGGUAGAGAGGCUGGAGGCAGACAAAGCCAAAUAUGUGAAGAGCCAACAGGUCAUUAAUAACAAACAGGAACCCGUACUGGUACCCUGUGCAACACCUCCACCACCACCCCGACGACCUCUUACCAUACCCAGCACAACAACCCCCCAGUUGCCCCCACGCCGGUCAUCCAACACUCCAGCCUCCAUACUCACCGGCGCACUUAAAUCACGAGAUGAGAACGAAAAUGACGACUCGAGAAAGGAGAACCUAGGCACCAACUUGGAUGUUGAGGCAAAUAACAGGAGUAAUUUUAACAACAUGACACCUGCAAGCCCCAAGACUCCUACUGUUGCCCCUCUGGUAGCACCGCACAGUGCCCCCAUACUGAGGAGGAGCACGGGCAAGCGCAUGCUGCGACCAGACUCCCUGGUCAUCUACCGGCAGAAAAAAGAGUGCAAAAGCCCAAAUGGAGCAACAGGCACAGAGAACAACAACAUGGAGGUGAAGGGUUAUAGUUUCGUCCGCCGUCUCUUCCAGUACUCCAUGAGGGAGAAAAGUGGUGGAGGUGAGGGAGGGACCCAGAAGAUGGUCAUCAGUGAGGAAAAGGCUCCUUCUCGGGACGGAGACUCCCGCAUGUCCUGGACCAAUGACAAAGACACCACGGAUGGAGGAGCAGGGAGCAGGAGGUCCAGUAAGACCGACCACGAACGUUCUCCAGGAUCUAUCUCCAGCCCUGGGCUUAACUCUACCCUGGACACAAAGCAUGGAUUUACAAACAGCAUCAGCAACGCAGGUAGCAACAGUGUCACUAACUUCCUGAGUGACAAUGAUGAUGAGAAUGACCCCUGGAGGCGAGCAUCACCCCCACCAUCACCCAGGAGGCGAUUUGGGGAACUGCAACGCUCCAAGUCAGAACUGCGUCUGCGCUGCUCAGUGGCGCUGUCCGAGCAGGAGCAUUUCUUUGACUAUUGCGGGUUGGACAUGGAUAUGAUUGAACGGCUGGGCCGUGAGAAUUUCCUGGGUGGGGCCAGUUCCAUUGACACACUUUCACUGGCACUUCGCAGUGUUGGCGGGGGAGGUGGCGGUGGCUCAGAGCCCAGCGAGUUCUCCCGCCACUCGGGCGAGGGGCUGUUCCAGGAGGAGCUGACAGAACAGCUUCCAUCCGGCGUGUCGAUCAUUGAGAGAAAUGCCCGCGUCAUUAAGUGGCUUUACGGCUGUAAGAACGCUGCCCGCGAGGGGCCCAAAGAGUCCACGGUUUAGUCCCCUGAAUAAGACUGAGACUGCAUUUUUUACUGAAGCCUUACAUUUCCUGCCAGAAUUCUAUGUUAUAUUUAUUAGGAAUGUCCCAAUCAAGCGUUUUUUUGUCCUGAUUUGAUUUCAGUCAUUCAAUAUUGAGUUUCUGCUGACUUUACUCCAUAACACAACUGCACAAUGCACACUCCAAAUACAUUAAAGUCAGUAAAACCAAGCCAUUUUGAACAAACCUUGCUUGACAAUGUUUGUGCAUUAAGAAAAAAUAGCCUGGAUCACAACUUUAAUGGUUUCCAUUCAUUUAUUCUUUUUAACGAAAUAAUCAAAUUAUAAUCAUAUCGGGGGCGUCCAGGUGGCGUAGCGGUCUAUUCCGUUGCCUACCAACACGGGGAUCUUCGGUUCGAAUCCCCGUGUUACCUCCAGCUUGGUCGGACGUCCCUACAGUCACAAUUGGCCGUGUCUGCGGGUGGGAAGCCGGAUGUGGGUAUAUGUCCUGGUCGCUGCACUAGCGCCUCCUCUGGUCGGUCGGGGCGCCUGUUCAGGGGGGAGGGGGAACUGGGGGGAAUAGCAUGAUCCUCCCAUGCGCUACGUCCCCCUGGUGAAACUCCUCACUGUCAGGUGAAAAGAAGCGGCUGGUGACUCCACAUGUAUGGGAGGAAGCAUGUGGUAGUCUGCAGCCCUCCCCGGAUCGGCAGAGGGGGUGGGGCAGAGACCGGGACGGCUUGGAAGAGUGGGGUAAUUGACUAGAUACAAUUCGGGAGAAAAAGGGGGAAAAUCCAAAAAAAAAGAAGGAAAAAGCAUUCCUUGAUUGGUAUGUGAUGUGAGCAUCCCCAAUAUGUAUUUAGUCAGACUCCGUGGAAAUACUGUGUCGGUACGGCACCAUCUCACCGCCAAGCGGAGUCACCUGCCCCCAUAAAACAACACAGUGAAGUCGAAAUGUGCACCCCUUCCCAUGUGUGGCCCUUAUUUAGACCCCGGCAUCGACAGAACUGGAUUCUGAACUGGACUAAAAUCAACCCCUAUAUGACCUAUCCUGUUCCCACAAGGCACAUAAAUAUCUUUGUGUAUAUUUGUUGUGGCGCAGUGGACGCCGUGCUCGCGCUCUUGACACCAAACACACCCGACACGCUCCCCAGAUAAAUCAUUUAAGAUGGAAAACCACUAAGCUUUUUUUUUUUUUCUAAACUGGGAAAGUGUUGUAUGUGAAGUGAACCGUGAGUACCUCAUUCUGAACUGUCCCAGUUUAGGUUGUCUGUUGCCCCCCCCCCUUAACGCAGGCGUUGGAACAAACACGAGAGGCGCCCCUGUGGGGUUGUUAAUGCACUGAACUGGACAGAAAGAGAGCAAAAAGUGAACGGGAUAAAAAUAAGGCUUGUACUCAUCUCGUCUAAAUAAGUAAAGAAGAAAUAAAACACUGAGGAGUACUCUCACGAGUACUUGGAUGCUGAAGUUUUGAGGAGGUGACCACGACCCUCUCGUGGCGGUUUCGUAUCACUGACCGCUAACCAGCUGGCAUCGGUGACACGUUGAUAUUGACUUUCAGAGCCCAUUCUGAUCAACACUGAAGCGUCUGUGCAGAGACCACGGCGGUCUAAGCUGUGGUGUCAGCAGGGACCCACCUGGGCCACUGCUGGUACACCCCUUAGCAGCACAGCUGCAAACCGGACUCUCCAAAACACAAGCCAAGGCCAUUAAAGUGGAGAUUUACGUCACAUGGAAUUGGGUCAGGCGGCACGGUGGUUAGCACGGUCGCCUCACAGCAAGAAGGUUCUGGGUUCGAGCCCCGGGGUAGUCCAACCUUGAGGGGUCGUCCCGGGUCGUCCUCUGUGUGGAGUUUGCGUGUUCUCCCCGUGUCUGUGUGGGUUUCCUCCCACAGUCCAAAGACAUGUAGGUCAGGUGACUCGGCCGUACUAAACUGUGUGUGUGUGUGUGGGCCCUGAGUGAUGGCCUGGCGGCCUGUCCAGGGUGUCUCCCCACUGCCGUCCCAUGACUGCUGGGAUAGGCUCCAGCGACCCUGAGAGCAGGCUCAGCGGUUGGGAUAAUGGGUGGAUGAUGGGUGGAGGUGGGUUGUGAGCGAAGCUGUGCGGUGAUACCGCGGCUUGACUGACAUCUGCAGCCACAUGCUGACCUUUGUAAAAUCUCAAAUAUUCACCUCUGUUCACAGGACCACAGCACUCAGAGCACAUCAGCCUAGUAGUUUAUAGAGCUCCAUCCCCCCAUGGACUUCGGCUCCCACACACACACACACACCCCCAAGGGCGUAGGACAGAGUUUUAUAUUGGGGGGGACAAAACCCAUUAGGGGGGUACGGGGGCUUUUUUUAUUUUAAAACAGUUUUAAACUGCCAUUUUACAACAGUUUUCAGCAAAGAAAAACACGUUUCAUGGCCAUAUGAUAAGGAAGAUUAUUAUUAUUAUUUUAAUUUCAGCAGCUAAAUUAACCAUUUUUAAGCUAUUUGAGACAAAAACGUAAAGGCUAGACAUGUGUACAUCACUGACUAUUCCAUAUUGUGGGAUGGGAAUGACAUGAGUGCUGGCACACACAGGCAGUACAUGUCCAACAUUAUAGAUAUUUAUAAACAUAUCUGGUAGUGGACGUUCUUGUUUAUUGGGGGAAACUCCCCCCCCCCCACAUUGAGGGGGACUUGUCCUCCCCCCCCCGGUUCCUACGCCCUUGCACACACACACUGUGGCUGGUGAUCAUCUGGGUUUUUUGUGUGUGUGGGGGGGGGGCAGGGGGGGCCUAUUUCACUCUGAUAACCACAAAUCCUACCUCACUUCAUCAACCCUUGAGUGAUUCCUCCUCUAUCUCAGUGAAAGGUCAUUUCCAUCGCUCGGCUCAGAGGAUGCCACUGAAACGUGACCUGGGGGGGGUUGUGGUAUGUGGAGGUGAGCCUCCCCCAGUGACCCCGGCUGAGGGGCAUCUCUGGCUGAGUCGUACUGGACCUGAUGGCAUAUGAUUUUCAUACGUGACAUUCAUCUGACACAAUGUUUUGCAGUCUUGGUAUACUGUUGUUAUUAUUAUUAAUAUUAUUAUCCUCCCUGUGUGUAGCACAAGAUCCCUCUUCAAACCUCUUUAAAGCAUCUACUGCAUGUUUACAAAGUGGCUCUGUAAAUUAUCACUCUGUUAUAUUUUCCACAUAUGAGAGGUUUAGUUUUUACUCCAGAGAGCUUUGUGUAUGACCUGCACAGCAAAUAAAAGAAAAACUAUUUGUG